Molecule: messenger RNA, 1014 nt
Organism: Arachis duranensis
Lineage: Eukaryota; Viridiplantae; Streptophyta; Magnoliopsida; Fabales; Fabaceae
Exons: 1
Coding region: 1-1014 (337 amino acids)
Source: RefSeq, a predicted model, not a curated record
AUGGCAAGUGAGGAAGAGAGUACUCUUGUCUUAGUGCAUUGCUCUGGGAAAAUCCAAAGAAGCAAAAAAUAUGGUGUAAAGUUCACUGACAGAGAACCACUGAGUGUUUUCAUCAGUUCAUCAAGCACUUUGUCAGAUUUGAAGAACAGCAUCUUACAGAAGCUUGGGGUAUUUGGUAGCAAGUGGGUGAAGAAGCUAUUCUACAAUAUUCCCAUCGCAGUUGUCUCGACCGGUGUUAAGUAUGAUAUCUUUGUGCUAGCGGCUGAUGAAGAUACUAGGGUUCUGUUUUAUUGUGUUAGGAGUUUUCCGGAUGUCAGAAUACACGAGUUGUUCGCGAAGUUGGAGGUUGGUGUUGAUAGUUCUGGGGCAUCAGCUCCAGUUCAUAGCUCGUCUGCCGCAGGAGGUGCGUCUAGUUCAAUGCAUGUGGUAAGACCAUCUGUUCUGCUGGUCGGAUCCCCCUCAUUUGAGGCUGAUUUAGAUCGAACAGAGGUUGUUGGUUCUGUACCUUUGGAGAAUUCAGGGGUCUAUGGGCAGGCAUAUGUGGUGGGCACCGGUGGUGGCUUGAUCCAUGAUGCACAAAGCUUUCGAGAACCUGAUCAAGUAGAGAAUGCAAUGUCUGACGAUGACUCUUACCAGGAGCCUGUAGAUAUCAUUAGGGACAGCGAUGAUGACACAGGUGCAAAUCCACAUACAGAGCAUGGGCAUUCAAGUUCUGGCACUCAGCAGUACCCUCCACACUUCUCCACUCUUAACUUGGAAGCUCUGGGUCAACAUGCAGACAGUGGUCCUACAGUUGAGGGCUCUUCUAUAGAAUUUCAGAUUGGGCAAUCAUUCCAGAAUAAAGAUGAGGAUGUUUUGAGUGUGAAGGACUACAGCAUUCAUCGAGGUGUUCAGUACAGAGUCAUCGAAUUAGACCAUCUGAAGUAUCAUGGAAUGAAUCUCAGGCAUUUGUGGCCUAUAAUGAGUCGCAUCGUCAUCCCUGAGCAUGUCUGCUAUAUCCCUAUAGAACUCUGA